AUGAGAAUCUUCCACUAUGGCUCCCCGACAGAAUAUACUAUGCAUGGUGUUGCCGUGGCGUGUGCACUCGCCUCUGGAGUUGGCAUGGCUCUCGUCAACCUGGUAUUUGGAAAGUUCAUCACACUGAUCGUGGACUACAUUACGGGCCACUCAACUCCCUCAGGAUUUCGUGAUGGGGCUGCUAGGCUCAGUCUUUACUUCUUUAUCAUCGGUUUAGGGCGAUUCUUCCUUACCUACGGAUACAGCACUCUGCUCACUCUGGCAGCCUAUCGAAUGACACGAAAUAUCCGUCGAGUAUACCUCAAAGCAGCACUGAGCCAAGAAGUUGCCUUCUACGAUGCCGGGACUAGCGGAUCGAUCGCCAUGCAGGCCACCUCCAAUGGCAAGCUCAUACAAUCAGGUGUCUCCGAAAAGUUGGGACUGGUCAUCCAGGGACUUUCUGCCUUCAUAUCGGCGUUUGUCUUGGCAUUUGUCACGCAAUGGAAGCUGACUCUGAUAACAUGUUGUAUUGCCCCGGCCAUGCUACUGGUGAUAGGCAUUGUCUCCACCAUCGAGGCUGGGAUUGAAACACAAAUCCUGGCCAUCCAGGCCCAAGCGGGCUCGUUCGCGGAAAGCAUCCUGUCUAGUUCGCGGACUGUCCAUGCAUUUGGAAUCAGAUCGCGACUGAUCAACGAUUUCGACAAAUUCUUGACGGCCUCGAAAAAGUUAGGAGACAAGAAGGGACCCCUGUGGGGUAUCUUGUUCUCCGCAGAAUAUGCCAUCAUCUAUUCUGGAUUUGGACUGGCUUUCUGGCAGGGCAUUCGCAUGCUUGCCAGAGGAGAGGUAGCAGACUCUGGGGAUAUCUUCAUUGUGAUCAUGUCCGUCAUCGUGGCAGCUACAAGUUUGACCUCCAUCGCCCCUCACAUGAUUGAAUUCACGCGCGCAGCCUCCGCGGCAUCGGAACUCUUUCGCCUGGUUGACCGAACAUCUGCCAUCAACCCCUUCGACGAGUCGGGCAAAAAGCCGGAUCAAGUUGAGGGCUUCAUUGAAUUUGAGCAUGUUUCAUUUUCUUACCCAACACGCCCAAAUACCCAAGUUCUGUCCGAUUUCUCAUUGCGAAUUCCCGCUGGCAAAACGACUGCGCUGGUCGGAGCCAGUGGCUCUGGAAAGAGUACGGUGGUCGGCCUGCUGGAAAGAUGGUACAACAUCGCUUCGGGAUCGGUGAAGCUCGAUGAUCAGCCCGUCGACAUGUAUAACCUCAAGUGGCUGCGCCAACAAAUCAGGCUUGUUCAACAGGAGCCCAUUCUAUUCAAUGGAACGAUUGCCGAGAAUAUCGCAAAUGGUCUUGUGGACACACCCUGGGAGCACGAGCCAGAGGCCGAAAAGACGGCCCGAAUUCAAGAAGCCGCCAGAGUCGCCUUUGCGCAUGAUUUCAUCACCGAGCUUCCCAAUGGAUAUGACACUGUCAUUGGUGAACGAGGAGGCCUUCUUUCAGGUGGCCAAAAGCAACGAGUCGCGAUUGCUCGAAGUAUCAUCUCCCAGCCACGAAUUCUUCUACUCGACGAAGCAACCAGUGCUUUGGAUCCACAUUCCGAGGAAGUAGUCCAGAAAGCCCUCAACAACGUUUCGCAAGGACGCACGACAAUAACAAUUGCUCACAAGCUUGCCACCAUUCGCGAUGCCGACAACAUUGUGGUCAUGGAACGUGGUCGCAUUCUUGAGCAAGGUACCCACAAUUCACUAUUGGAAGCCAAUGGUGCAUAUUCACGACUUGUGCGAGCCCAAGAUCUAUCGGUGAAUGAGAAUGGAUCAGAUGAUGCUGAAGACAGUGAUAACAUAGAGGAUAUGAAUAAGGCUGAGCUUACUACCGAGUUGACUCGAUCAUCAACAUUGACACGGUCAGGUUUGGAGAAACAAUUAAGUCGCGAUGAUUAUGACCAGUGGAAGAGACUGGGCCUUUUCCAUGUCGUGUGGCGGUUGGUUAAAUCCAACCCGGAAAUCAAACUGGCCUUUGGAAUUCUGGCAUUGGCAUGUCUAGCUGCUGCUGCCGCAUUCCCUGGGCAAUCUAUUUUGAUGUCCAAAUUUAUUGAAGUAUUUAAACUCACUGGAUCGGCAAUGCAGAAGCGAGGCAACUUCUUCGCUCUCAUGUUCUUUGUCAUAGGACUUGGAGCAUUCGUUGUCUACUUUGUUAUUGGGUGGACAGCAGGCAUUGUGGCGCAUACAAUGAACCACAAAUACCGGAGACAGAUCGUGGACGACAUGCUCCGACAGGACCUGCGGUUUUUCGACCGAGCCGAAAACACUACAGGUGCCCUUGUCAGCCGUGCAGACUCUAACCCGCAAGCUGUACUUGAGCUGAUGGGCUUCAAUGUUGCCUUGAUCACCAUUGCCGGAGUUGGUGUUUUAUCUUGCGCUAUCCUGGCGAUUGUCUAUGCCUGGAAACUUGGGCUGGUGAUCGUUCUAGGGGGACUUCCGCCUAUGCUAAUAUCCGGCUAUAUCCGCCUCCGGAUGGAAGCUGCAAUGGAUGCUAAGAUCUCAAAGCGAUUCUCGACAAGUGCCUCUAUUGCCUCAGAAGCCAUGAAUGCUAUCCGAACUGUAUCGUCAUUGGCAAUCGAGUCAUCAGUUCUGGACCGUUAUACCCGAGAGGUCGAUCAUGCAAUCGCCGCGUCCACAAAACCGCUGCUUCUAAUCAUGGUACCUUUUGCUUUCACUCAGACUGUUGAAUACUCGUUCUUGGCCCUUGGCUUCUGGUACGGUUGCAGACUUGUUUCAUUCGGUGACAUUACAAUGGUCAACUUCUUCAUUUCAUUCCUUAGCGUUUUCUUUGCGGGUCAACAAGCUUCAAUCUUGUUUAGUUUCUCAAGCAGUAUGUCAAAAGCGACAAAUGCGGCAAACUAUAUCUUCUGGCUGGAGCAACUCGAGCCCACCAUCAGAGAGACAGAAGAGAACCGCGAGAUUGGACCGGGAGACUUCAAGUCCCUUGAGUUGGACAAUUUGCAAUUUUCCUAUCCAAUGAGACCAAAUGCCCGAGUCCUUCGAGGAAUCAACCUUCAUAUCAAAGAGGGACAAUUUGCCGCAUUCGUCGGGGCAUCUGGAUGUGGAAAGAGUACCAUGAUCAGCAUGCUAGAGCGCUUUUACGAUCCAAUUGCUGGACACAUCAAGGUUGACUCUAGAAAUCUGGAAACACUGAACCCUCGGCUUUAUCGCAGUCAAGUUGCGCUGGUGCAACAAGAGCCUACUUUGUAUCCUGGGACUAUCCGGGAGAACGUGUCCAUGGGAGCACCGAUAGAAAACACAUCCAUGGCCUCUGACGAUGAGAUCGAGGCUGCUUGCCGAGCCGCUAAUGCUUGGGAUUUCAUCUCUUCCCUGCCAGAUGGUCUUGCAACCCCAUGUGGAGCCAACGGCACGCAGCUUUCCGGAGGACAGCGCCAGCGCCUCGCUAUAUCUCGAGCACUUCUACGAAACCCGAAGUUGCUGCUUCUGGAUGAAGCAACCAGUGCGUUGGAUACGCAGUCGGAGCGGAUUGUGCAAGACGCGUUGAAUGAGGCUGCUGCACAAGGUGAUCGCAUCACGGUUGCGGUGGCACAUAGACUUUCUACCAUCAGACAUGCAGAUGUUAUCUGUGUAUUUGAUGGGGGCAAGAUUGUCGAGUCUGGCACACACGAGGAGUUGCUGAGAAAUGGUCGACUGUAUCCCAAGAUGUGCGAGGCUCAAAAUCUUGGGACCUAA
Molecule: messenger RNA, 3708 nt
Organism: Penicillium olsonii
Lineage: Eukaryota; Fungi; Ascomycota; Eurotiomycetes; Eurotiales; Aspergillaceae
Source: the annotation of a GenBank genome assembly